Molecule: messenger RNA, 918 nt
Organism: Fusarium venenatum
Lineage: Eukaryota; Fungi; Ascomycota; Sordariomycetes; Hypocreales; Nectriaceae
Product: hydrolase of the alpha/beta superfamily
Source: RefSeq, a predicted model, not a curated record
AUGUCUCAGUCUCGCCAAGUCAAUUUCCUUAGCCGUGGUAUCAAUAUUGUUGGCGACCUCUACUCUCCAGUCGCCGGCGCACCGGAUCGCAAAAGAGCUGCCAUUGUUGUUGGUCAUCCCGGAACCGGUAUCAAGGAGCAGACAUCUGGUCUCUACGCUAAGACCCUUGCAUCCCAGGGCUUCAUAACUCUCGCUUUCGAUGCUGCUUAUCAAGGCGAGAGCGGUGGAGAGCCACGCUACUUGGAAGACCCACAUCAGAGAGUCGAAGACUUUCGAAACGCUGUGACAUUUCUGUCGACGCUCGACGGGGAAGUUGAUCCGGAAAGAAUUGGCAGUCUAGGUAUUUGUGCAUCUGGAGGCUACUCGAUUUGCGCUGCUCAGACCGACCUACGCAUCAAAGCCGUGGCAGCUGUAAGCGGCAUAUGCCUAGGUACUAUGACUCGGAAGAACAUGCAAGAUCCUUCUGGCGCCAUUGAUCAGACGAUUUUGCGAUCGGGACUCGUCUGGGCGGGAAAAGAACGCAUCUCAGAGGCGGGAGGAAAUCAACCCGAGACAAUUAGUGUCCUGCAGUCAUUUGAAAAUGCUAAGGAGUACUAUGAGACUUCUCGUGGGCAGCAUCCCAGAUGUACGAAUCUGCAACUUGUGAGGAGCCUGGACACGCUAGCCACUUACGACUCCUUCGCAUUUAUCGACUGGAUCUCGCCGCGGCCGAUGUUGAUGAUUAUAGGGAGUGAAGCAGACAAAGGAAAUGGCGAAGCGCUAGACACCGGCGGGUUUAGCAGGGCGGCGAUUGAGCGAGCUAAGGAGCCGAAAGAGCUGUUUGUAGUCAAGGGUUUAGGGCAUAUUGAUUUGUAUGAUCAUGUGUCUGAGUCCGUUCCUAAGAUUGCCGAUUUCAUGGGGAGAUCGCUAUGUACUUGA